AAGAUAUCGAUCUCACCGGCACAGCACUUACAACAGUACCAGAUUGUUUCUAUUGUAAAUGGACCUUUUUUAAGAAUAGAUUUUCUGUUAAAAUUCCAACUGAUUUCGUUUGUGGAUCAUUCUCAUUUUUUGUAAAUACAACCAAACUUACAUUCGAAUGGGCCUAUGAUAUAAGUAUUGUCAAUGCUGCAUUUGGUAUUAUUGAAGGAACAUCGCUUCGAGUUGAAAUCAAUGGUACUUUCAAUACUACAAUGGACUAUCUAGUUGUAAUCAAUGGUGUUUCAUGUUCACCUGCAGACAUAUAUCCAAAUGUUUUGAUUUGUACUUUAAGUUCUAUACCUACAAUCAGAAACCCUAUAGUAACUGUAACAAAUGAAAUUCAAUCUAUUAAUACUACUUUAAAGAUACAAAAUAUACCUAUUGUUGUUUCAACAUCAAAGCUUUACGAAUCGGGAGGAAACUUAACCCUCUAUGGGUACUUCCAUGAUAAUAUUAUUCAGGCAAACGUUACUGUCAACAAUGUAAAUUGUACUAUUACCAAGGCAAACUCUACUGUUAUAGUAUGCAUUAUUACAACCAAUCUGACACCUGGUUUUGCAAAUUUAAGUGUAUUUACCAAUAAUAUAGAGUUUAUAUCCUCUUAUUUAGUUAUAUAUCCUUUGGAUAUACCAAAUAAUUGUAUUGUUGAUAAUUCUACUUGUAGUAGUAAUGGUAUUUGUAUAAACAAUAAGUGUGUUUGUAAUAGUGGAUUUGGUGGUUAUUAUUGUCAGUCUACAUUGACACCAACUGUAAUAAUUCAACCAAAUACAACAUCACCCAACGUCAAUGUAAUUUCAAACAACACACAAUUCCAAUUCAAUAUCAUUGCAAUACAAGAGUUGGACGAUCUCCGAGAUGUCUUCAGUAGCUAUCACUUCAAUGUAUCAAAUUGGAACUAUUCAAAGUCAUCCGAUAUUGAAAAGGAUAACUAUAAAUAUGUUCUAAAUGACUCGAGUGUACAGUUCAAGACAGAGGUCAAUAUAGAUAACUUUAAGGUCUACAAGAAUUUAACUUUUGCUGGUAUUGAAACUAUUUAUCCUCCAAACUCUUUGAAGUUAUCGAUCACUAUAAGUGGAUGGUCAUUCAACUCGAAUCUAAAUACACUGAGGGUGUUGUUUGCGACCGAGAUGAAGUACCAAACAAUCGAAGAUAAGUGUCAAUCGGAAAUCAGAGACAAACAACAAUUCGAUCAACUUCAUAACUUACAAUACUUAACGAUUACCAAGGAUGGUGUCACCUAUUUCGGAAGAUUCUUGGAUUAUGUUUUAUCAGAUAACCGACCUGCCUACUCAUUGAAUGAGAUCAUCAGUAACUCGACAACCAACAGUACUCAAUCGGUAACCAUUGGAAUCAACAUGCCACAGAGCCAAACAACCAUCAUAGACCCUGAUUUUUCUGUGCUAAUUGAUCCAUCAAGUGAACCAACAGAUUGCAAAGAAGAUUCACCAUCGUCAUCUUCUAAAUCAAUGAAGUUAGUAGCAAUCAUCGUUCCUGUUGUCAUUGUUGGUGUUGCUCUUAUUGUCGGUAUGGCCAUAUUCAUUCACAGGCAUAAUAGAUUUAUCAGACAAGAAGAAAAAGUUCAAAUUAAACUAUCUAGAUUGGAUAAUAAAUAA
This is a messenger RNA of Heterostelium album PN500, 1652 nucleotides long. RefSeq lists its product as uncharacterized. The annotation marks the transcript as partial. The transcript has 5 exons. Lineage: Eukaryota; Evosea; Eumycetozoa; Acytosteliales; Acytosteliaceae. The record is from RefSeq and is a predicted model, not a curated record.